Molecule: messenger RNA, 540 nt
Organism: Nakaseomyces glabratus
Lineage: Eukaryota; Fungi; Ascomycota; Saccharomycetes; Saccharomycetales; Saccharomycetaceae
Gene: SKP1
Product: SCF ubiquitin ligase subunit SKP1
Biological process (GO): SCF-dependent proteasomal ubiquitin-dependent protein catabolic process; mitotic cell cycle
Cellular component (GO): cytoplasm; nucleus
Molecular function (GO): cullin family protein binding
Source: RefSeq, a predicted model, not a curated record
AUGGACAAGAAGGGCAAGUACGUUGUAUUGGUGAGUGGUGAAGGCGAGAAGUUCACUGUUGAGAAGAAGAUUGCUCAGAGGUCCUUGCUGUUGAAGAAUUACUUGAAUGACAUGCAUGAAAGCAGUUUAGAUGAUGAGGACGAGGAGCAGGACGAGGACGAGGACGAGGACGAUGAGAUUGUGAUGCCGGUUCCCAAUGUCAGGUCGUCUGUGUUGCAGAAAGUGAUUGAGUGGGCAGAACACCAUAGGGACUCUAACUUCCCAGACGAGGACGAUGACGACUCGCGUAAGUCUGCUCCAGUGGAUGCCUGGGACCGUGAGUUCUUGAAAGUGGACCAGGAGAUGCUUUACGAAAUCAUAUUAGCAGCCAACUACUUGAAUAUCAAGCCAUUGCUGGACGCUGGUUGCAAAGUUGUCGCGGAGAUGAUAAGAGGGAGGUCCCCAGAAGAGAUCAGGAGGACUUUCAAUAUAGUAAACGAUUUCACGCCUGAGGAAGAAGCAGCUAUCAGACGUGAAAAUGAAUGGGCGGAGGACCGCUAA